CGCCAUUGAUGUCUGGAUUGAAUGACAAGAGCGUUUUUCUAAGGUUGAUCGUAUUCGUGUUGCUUCACUACGUUCUUCCAUUAAUAAUUUGAAACAAGGUGAUAAAUCUGUUCUUGAUUACUUCACAGAGAUAAAAUCUCUUUGGGAGGAACUUAAUUCUCAUUGUCCUAUGCCUAUGUGUACUUGUCCUUAUCCUUGCCGUUGUGAAUCCAUGCGUGCUGCUCGUGAUUUCAGAAUGGAAGAUCAAGUUAUUCAAUUUCUUACUGGUUUGAAUGAUAGCUUUUCAGUUGUAAAAACUCAAGUUCUUCUUAUGGAUCCUCUUCCUUCUAUCAACAAAGUAUAUUCUAUGGUGAUUCAAGAAGAAAGCAACAUUAUCCCACCUACUUCACUAGCUUCAAAUGAAGAUUCUAGUAUUUUGGUUAAUGCUUCAGAUGCAAGAAAGCCAUUUCUGCGUGGUAAAUCUUCUGGUACAUCUCAAUCCAAAAACAAUUCUAGGUAUUGUACCUUUUGUCACAGAAACAAUCAUACUGUGGAGUAUUGCUAUCUCAAGCAUGGUUUUCCUAAUGCAAAUAAACCUACUGCUUCUUCAAAUGUUGUUACUUCUGAGCAUGCUGUGGAUUCUUAUACCUCUAGUGAAGGAACUUCUUCUUCUUCUCAAAUUGGUUUGACACAAGAGCAAUAUGUUCAUCUUGUAUCCUUGCUACAGCAAUCAUCUUUGGUGCCUUCAGCAACUUCUCCUAACCCUGCCAGCACCAAUCAUGUUGCUACAUCCUUCCCUUCUUCAAUUGAUUUCACUUCAGGAUGUGAAAACACAGAAGAUGAUUGGUUUGGGUAAUCUCUGUGAUGGUCUUUAUAGAUUGCAUCCUUUUGCUCCUGCUUCACCUCAGGCUCACUUCAUUUCUUCUGCUGUUUCUCCUACUAAUAAAAUGUCUUGUAAUUCUGUUUCUUCCAAUAAUAAUGUUUCUAGUAUUCCUUCUAAUGCAAUCUGGCACUUUAGAUUAGGACAUUUGUCUAAUCAAAGAUUGUCCAUGAUGCAUAGUUUGUACUCCUCAAUUACUAUUGAUAAUAAAGCUGUUUGUGACAUUUGUCAU
Molecule: messenger RNA, 1091 nt
Organism: Medicago truncatula (barrel medic)
Lineage: Eukaryota; Viridiplantae; Streptophyta; Magnoliopsida; Fabales; Fabaceae
Exons: 2
Coding region: 170-835 (221 amino acids)
Source: RefSeq, a predicted model, not a curated record